Molecule: messenger RNA, 4392 nt
Organism: Cyclospora cayetanensis
Lineage: Eukaryota; Apicomplexa; Conoidasida; Eucoccidiorida; Eimeriidae
Exons: 12
Coding region: 1-4392 (1463 amino acids)
Biological process (GO): transmembrane transport
Cellular component (GO): membrane
Molecular function (GO): transmembrane transporter activity
Source: RefSeq, a predicted model, not a curated record
AUGGCGCAUGCAGAAAAAGACGAGCUUUAUGCAAGGACCACUGAAGUAGCUUUCUACUUAAGUGUGUAUUGCGAGCCCGUACGCCAAGCAUGUGUGACCACGUACAAUUGCCCUGAUUGCUCAGAUGUUGCUACUCUGUUCAACCCUUCUGAUAUUCUUGCACCUGCACGCGGGAAAUUGAAAUCAAAAGGCGAUGGUGAGGGCUAUACAUGUGUAUUAGCGUGCAUUCGAGCAUGUUUAAAAGUUUUGACUGCCGUUUUACGUGCUGGUGUCCAUUCGGGCAUCCCAGGAGACAAGUCAAUUACCAGUGCGCCUAUUCGCAGCGGGAUAAAUGGCAGUUGCCAACACUACAGCACCGUUGGUCAGCGCACUCACUUAGGGGCUCUGUUUGUGGCCUUCUUUUCAUUGCCUUCUCUCUAUCUUCUUUCACCUAUUUUAUUCAUUAAAAGACAAGCGAAAUUAGGAACGGUUUCUCCCAAGUGUGAACGAAAUCCCUCAGGUUCUGAAGUGCCUUGGGGCGGGUCACCUGCGGCACAAGCCGUUUGCACGUCGGGAGCCGCAAACUGUGCCGCCUCCAAGUACAGACAUCCGUACGAAAUAGGUAUCUGCAAAGAAAGUGGCGGCCAGCUCACAAUGUUGAACGCGGAAGCCCUUUCUGCGCCAACGCCGGCUGAAGCAGCUUCCUCCAGCCCUUCUGCCUUGGAUGACAGCCCUAUUAAUUGUUCUCCUCGUCAGAAUCUGUGCUCCGGAAAUGCAGCAGGAUCGCGCAACGAAGGCGAGUGCAGUGCGCCGCCGGGCUCAACGCAACAGAAGCGCAAGAGAUUUUCUCGCAUGAAGCAGAGAGGAUCAGCAAUUCUGGACGCAGCAUUUGCGCGGCAUGGAAUGAUUGUGUAUGACCACGCAUGGAAAUUUAUCAUUGGAUUUGCAGUCCUCAGCGCUGCUAUGGCCCUGGGCAUCUUUUUCCGCAAGAAUGAGUAUGACAUGUUCAAGUUGUACAGCUAUCCAGGAGCUCCCAGUCAUAAUGUGCGCCAGCUAUUAGAAUCGACAUUCAGCCCAAGGCGUUUCAACUACUUUUUCAUAACACGCGACGACAACAUGCUCACUAAAGAAGGCAUGGAGCAGGUUAACAACCUCAUCACCGCAGUAAAAAGCCUUACCCUUAACCGAGAUGAAGUAGUGACAGAUGAAUACGGAAACGAGCUCCCCCCUGGGGCACAACCUCCUGAGGGCAUGCCUUUGGAGGUAACAUACGAAGACUUAUGUGCCCGGGACUCGUGGGAUGACUGCAGCGUACUCUCUGUGUUGGAGCUGUACACAUCGGAACGUCAGUGGGGUAGGCCAAUUACAACAAGAGACUGGCCUCUUGCAGUGAACUUGCACACGAGAAAGGCGUUCCACCUUGAUGCACUCCUGGGAGACAUGCGUGUUUCCAUGGUUGACAACGGAGAACAAAAGCUGCACCGAGUAACAGGUGCUACGGCAUGCCUUGUGCGAUUCGACUUGCAAGGUGAUGUUGCCGUGGCACCGUAUACCGCCGCUCUGGAAAAGAAGAUAGAAAAAGUGGCACAAUCAUUUGAAGCCACAGGGUUCACGCUUACAUACAAACUUGAAAGGUCUAUUUCAGAUGAACUCAUGCGCUCCUCCCUGAUGGGACCUGCGGAAACUGUCGCGCUCAUCCUUGCGACAUUGACAGUGCUGGGGUACACAGUAGUUGUCAACACCACAACCAGCUACCGGACCAAGACCCUUCCCGCAAUUUGUUCGGUGGCUUCUACUCUUCUGGGUUAUGCUGGGGGUGCAGGUUUCAUAUACUUCUGUGGGGUCGAGCACACUCCUCCUGCAGAUGCGACGCCUUUCCUUGUUCUAGGUAUCGGUGUGGAUAAUGCAUUCGUGCUGCUGAACUCAUACUGCCUCACAUUCUUACAUGAUACCCCACGAGCCAGGAUCGUCAGCACGGCCAGGGAUGCUGGGGUUUCAAUCACUAUCACCACAAUGACCAGCGUUGCUGCGCUCAUAAUUGGUGCAGUUUGUCCAUUCUUCAGCAUCAGCAGGUUCUCUAUAGUCACAGCAUUCUGCUUGGCGUGGUCUUACGUGCUUGCCCAAACUAUCUUUCUCGGUUGCCUCUCUCUUGAUGCCAGGAGAGAAGCCUUCUUCACUAAAAAGCAAUCGGCAAUGACGGCAGACUCGCACAAAGAGUACCACCGGCAGUUAGCCAUGGAUGGACUGUCCUCUCCAGGACAUGGCGUAGUCAAGUCUCCUCAAAGCCUCGAAAGCAACCAAGGAUCGGAGUCGCUGUGCAGUCCCGCAAACAUUCAACACCUCCCCCGCGCAGACAAACAAACGAACCUAAGCAUAUCGAGUGCUUCGGGUGAUCAAGUACAAGUCGCACCUGAAUCUCCAGAAAGACUACUCAUUGUGCCUCAUCAAGAUGAGUCCUCUCCAUCUGAGGGAGCAUCUGAGGAGCGCUUUCUAUCAAUGCAAAGCUGUGACAAUGUGGUGCACAACCCUAACAAAUCUGAUCUCCUGGUGGCGCUAAAGAAACUGUCUACGUACGAACUGGCUUCCCUGAUGACCUUCCGUAUGCAGCAUAUAUGGCAACAGCACCGCGAAAUUGUGGCGAAGUAUUUUAACUCCACGGUAGCUCUAUUCGAGCAGAAGGAUGGGCAAAACUCUCGCCGCGGCAUCCCCACAAUUUUCAGUAUUCUCAGCCGAGGAUCCAAGGUGCAAUCCACGGAGCAGGCGCAGCAAGGAUUUGCUGAUCAGCUCCCGGUUAGGGGACCAUCUCUGGAAGCAGGAAGUUCUCGGGAGGAGCAGAUUAACGGGGAGGCUGACCAGACGAGAGAAUUUUCGAGAGUUAUGCAGGGGGAAGCGAGUGCUGCAGCAGAACCUUGCGCUGGGGAGGAACCUUCAGAGACUUUGCCUCAAAACGAGCUACAUAAAGACCCUCUUGAACAUUCAAGACCUCGCAUUGUGCGAAUGCGGAUGGGAAAUGCAGCCGAUGGAUACAUGCUAAUGGCGGAGCAGGAAUUCCUUGUAGUUCUCGACAAAUAUACGACAGAGCCGAAAGGUAACGUGGGGAAGAUUUACAGGAGACUCCUAGGAAAGUACUACUGCAGGCUUAUGGGAAACAUGUGGGUACGACGUUUCAUAUUUGUGGCCUUUGCUGCAAUUGUGAGCGUCGCCAUUUACGGCCUGACUCGCAUAAGGACUGGCAUUACUGCUGAUGAAAUUACGCCAUCCGACUCGCACCUUAUUCCAUUCUUUGAGGAUCGCGCAAAGUAUUUCAGCUCCCUUGGCGAGGAAGUAACUGUCUUCUUCCCCAAAAGAGAAGACUGGUCCAGGAGGGACGUGAGGGAGCGUAUUUUGACCAUAAAUAGGGAAUUGGCUGCUAGUGGGCAUGCUCUAGCGCUUUACAAUGGCAUGGCAAUGUUCCUUGAGGAAAGGGGCGAUUCGUUGCAAGCUGAGAACGAACAAGCAUUCAACAAUGAGCUCUACGCUUGGCUGGAGGGAGACCCUGUUGGGCGUCAGUUCCGCACAUCGUUUUUGUGGCGCACCCGAUCAGAAGGAUCAUCGGGUCCUCUACUUCUAGCGUGGAAGUUUACAUACUGGCUGCCACACAGUCUCGACGCUGACUUACUUUUGGACUGGUUCAAGGAAACGCAAAAACUACUAAUAGACUCAGCCGACCUUUUCGAGUGCUACGCCUUCACCCCGCUUGCAUUGUUAUGGGAAAGCGACCCGUUUACCGUUAAAAGUACAGUCAACAGCCUUCUGUCAGCCCUCCUUGCGAUUAUUUGUAUGACGGUGCUUCUCAUUCCUGACUUCCUCUCAGUACUGAUUGUGGCCGUCACGGUGCUGCUCAUCGAUCUAUGCCUCUUUGGCUUCAUGACCCUCUGGGGUCUGCGCCUCAACCUAAUUACUAUGGUAAACCUUCUUCUAGCUAUAGGUUACUCGGUGGACAGCACACUAUUCCUGCUUCACGCAUUCACUCACGGCUGCGGGGCCACACGGGAAGCGCGUAUGACUGAGGGGAUGCUGAUGAUGGGCUGCCCGGUGGCAAACGGAAUGCUCAGUACCCUCCUCGCAGUGUUCUACCUUGUUGGCACCACGAAGUUUGUGCUUAUCGCCUUUUUCCGAAUGAUGGUUCUUGUUUUGCUGCUUUCCUUUGGAUUCGGCAUGAUUCUGCUUCCUGCAGUUUUGUGCAUCAUCGGACCACUGCCGCCGAAUCCCCCAGUCGUAUCCUACUGCAUCGUUAAAGCUACAUUUGUAGGAACUGCCAACGACACCCUGAGCAACGAUGGUGCCAUACCCCGAGAAGGAGUCGGAGCAGGGCCAGCCGUAGCGGACAUUACACCUGCGUACGAUUCACCUGCUCUCAAGAAAACUGAUUGA